AUGUCUCAACAUCCUUCAUCAUCUGGUUCCAAAUCCUCCCAACAUGCGAAGAAUCCAUCUAUGGGGUUUGGAGAUGAAGAUGUAAUGGAUGUCACUCCUCUGUGCAUGAUACCUGGCGACACCACAGGUACCGCCUCCAAUGCUGGAGAUAAGCAAGGUAAUACCUCUGGUAACUCCUUUCUUCCUAAAGACAUGCAUUACACUGAUUGCGCUAUAAGGAGACUGGUUACUAGAAUACUGAGUGAAGGACAUAUAGUUGAAGGGGUCUCUACCCCUCUGCCCAGAAGGGAACCUUCUCCUGAGAGAAAACCUCAUGCUGAUGAAGAUGAUGAUUCAUCUAGAUCAGAAAAAGAGGUGGCUGCUGAAGGGCUUUGCUCUCUAGGUAAAACCCUACCUAGCAAGAAACAAAAUGUGCCUCAAGAAAAUAUUAUUGACCUGGAGGAAGAAAGCACUGAAGGAGAAGAUGAUCCUUUGGUCCAUCUGGUUAAACCUAGCGUUGCUGAAAAACUGAGAAGUAAGAAAGGAAAAAGUAUGGCCAAAAUGAGAGCUGCUAGAGUGAAGAAAACUGCAGGAGUAGGACCCUCAAAACCCUGGAGAAAGGUUGAGGUUGGAAAAAGAAAAGAGAGACACAGCUCUGAUUCUGAAGAGAAUGUUAAAGAUGAUGUCCCAGACAUCUCUCCUGCAAAAAGGCAGGCAGUUCAGAAAUUUCCUAGCAAGGCUGCUACUAUCCAUCUAGACAAUAUCUCCUUUCAUUUGGAAGAUGGAGCAGCAAAGUGGAAAUAUGUCAUUCAGAGACGAGUAGCCAUUGAAAGAGAACCGGGUCAAGAAGCUGUAGAGGUAAAGGAGGUUAUUGAGUUGAUCAAAAAUGCUGGACUCAUGAAGACUGUGGCAACUCUACCCCAAUGCUAUGAGGGGCUGAUUAAAGAGUUUAUUGUUAAUAUCCCUGAGGAUAUUCAUGAUAAGAAUAGCAGGGAGUUUUGCAAAGUUUUUGUAAGAGGAAAAUGUGUAAAAUUCUCACCAAAUGUCAUCAACAAGUUCCUAGAAAGGGGAAUGGAUGGAGGAGUAGACUUAGAAACCACAGACAAUGAGGAUGUCAUGAUAUCUGGUAGAAGGGAGUCUACAGCUAAAGGAAGCUUGAUUGACCAACUGAAAGAGACCUGCAAAGAAUUGGAAGAUGGUAUAAGGGUGGCCAGGACCAGAAAGGAAGCUUUAGAAGUUCUCAUAUGUAGCAUGGAAAGGGAAGACAGAGAAAAGGCUGGAAAGGAAUCAAAUCUAAGAUCCCAAUCCUGUUCUGAAAGCUCAGAAGACUCUGAAGGUGUAGCUGAAGAUGAAGAUGAAGGUGAAAAAGAUACCUCUUCUUCUGAUUAA
Lathyrus oleraceus (garden pea) is the source of this 1368-nucleotide messenger RNA. RefSeq lists its product as uncharacterized. The record is from RefSeq and is a predicted model, not a curated record. Bases 1 to 1368 code for a protein of 455 amino acids. The transcript is spliced from 2 exons. Lineage: Eukaryota; Viridiplantae; Streptophyta; Magnoliopsida; Fabales; Fabaceae.